Messenger RNA from Drosophila grimshawi, 2554 nucleotides. RefSeq names its product endothelin-converting enzyme homolog. Gene Ontology annotation, cellular component: plasma membrane. The transcript has 10 exons. Gene Ontology annotation, biological process: protein processing. Lineage: Eukaryota; Metazoa; Arthropoda; Insecta; Diptera; Drosophilidae. The coding region runs from base 229 to 2472 and encodes 747 amino acids. The record is from RefSeq and is a predicted model, not a curated record. Gene Ontology annotation, molecular function: metalloendopeptidase activity.
AAUUGAUUUUAAGUACUUUAUAGCAUGUAAAUAGUAUGAGUACAUCUUCGUACAUAAACAUGUGCAUUAGGGAAUAUAUUCCGCUUUUGUUUUGUAAAGCAAAAUAUUGAUUAAAUACAUUUUUAAAUGAUUGACACAUGCGUUGUAAAUGCUAGAAUAAUUCCAAAAACAUUAAAGCUAUAAUUUUUGCACACUGGUGUCUUAAACGUGUACAAUCGAAAUACAAAGAUGACAGCUGAGUUUAGCUCGCGUAACACUUUUCGGAAAACUGGACUCGGCAGCAAUACCCGCAGUAUUAUUACUUCUGCAAAUCCAUGCGGUGGAAGCAGCGCAUCUCUACUCCAAAAGCAGCUGUCAUUCAAAACCCCCAUUUGUUCUAAUCAGUUUGGCAAAAUUGAUGAAGUAGAAAUUAUCGACAACUCAAACAUAGAUAAUUUGGCUGGCCGAUAUAACAAGAACAAUAUUAUUGGCUGGAUAUGCUGUGCUCCUUGCAUAUGGCUGCGCACCUCAGCUGCUGUUCACAAGGUGGCAAUAACGUCCGCAACAUUAUUGGUGACAACAUUACUGGUCGCUUCACCAAUACUAUUUUUAAUUAGUACAGCACCUUCGCCGCUUCCCAGGGAUUGCUAUAUGGAAGGCGAUGGGUGCUCGCCAACAAUGUCAUCUCCAUCGGAAUGUACGGAAGCAAUUUGUGAAACAGUGGCUGCCAACAUUCAAGCAAGACUCAAUUGGAAUAAAGAUCCUUGCUCGGAAUUUAAAAAGUUCAGUUGUUGGCGCAGUAAUUUUAAUAAAAAUAUAACGAAUCUGAUCGAAAUGGGCAAUUCACAAAAAUCGGUUGAUACUCAAAUGCAGUUACUCUUGCAGAAUUCUAGUAUAAAUGGAAAUUUUAAGAUACUCCAGAGUUUAUUUGAGAGCUGUUUAAAACUCAAAACAAAUUCAAGUGCUUUACACCGUGUAUUUGAUACUUUAGGAGGGUACUUAACAGUUGGCGUCAUCGGUCCUUCGUCCAUAGCAUCUCUUGUAGCUAAAAUAUAUGAGCUUGGGCCAAGCCCACUUGUUGAUAUAUAUUAUGAUCUUAGUUAUGGUAGAAGACCGCAUGUGCUUCUCAUCAUAAGUGGACCAAGUACAUCAUCGAUUAUUUUGGAGAAUAAAGUUCGUUGGAUGAGCCCAAAAGCCCCUCCAAAUCGAUUAAAGCAAGGAGUACCAAAGCUUUUACCCGAUUUGAUUGACAAUUUUCUACCAAGCUUCUUAUCCUUUGCACAACGAGUAUCUGAAAAAGAUACCAUCCUAGAAUUUGUAAAGGAUCUCAAUAAGCUUCAAGUUGAACAAUCACGCCGAGGCUUUUGGGAUAGCUCUGUCUUGUAUAAUAUAUCGAGUUUGCAGGCUAUGUAUCCAAUUCUAAAUUGGACUCUUCUAAUUCCAAAGGACUGGAGUGGGCCUAUAGUUGUAAGGAAUGCUGAUUAUCUCAGAGCGCUACAAGCCUUUCUCACAAAGUAUCCGUCUCGAAUUGCACAUAACUCAAUGAUAUUGCUAAGCGCACUUGAACUAUUACCAAAAGAUUAUCCCAAUGCGGAGGUUUGCACACGCUCUACAAUGUGGGCCUUACCGGAAUUAGCGUCAGCAUUAUAUAUUUCUCAGUACUCUUCAGUAGAUUCAAAGGACAUAAUAAAGCGGGCGGAUAUCAUUUUCAAAUCAUUAAAAGCUCACUUGAAACGAGCUCCAUCCUUGAAGGGCGCCGCACUUGUAAAACUUUCAGCUUUAAAAAUACAGUCUCAGACUUGGGAAGGUUUUUCGAACGUGACACAAAUAACUAAUGCAAUGGAACCUCUUCAUAUCAGCCCAGAUAGUUGGCUGGAAAAUAUUUUACAAAUAUAUAAGCGGAACAAACUAGUACCCAAUUCAAUUAAUAUGGAUGGAAGCUCCCAUGACGCAUGGGCGUAUCCAAUUGUUUCGACCAUAUUUUAUGAUACAUUAAGCCAUUCAAUAGUUGUUCCCCUGUCGGUCAUAUUAAUACCAUAUUUCAAUGCAAGUCUACCACCCUAUUUGCAUUACGCUUCAAUUGGCGUUUCCAUUGCCAAGGAGAUUUUACGAUCGAUAACGAAAAACUUUGAUGAUAAGGCAAUGCGUUGUGUCCCCCAUUCUGUUAAUAUAUUUUCAAACUUUAGCCGCAUGGACAUCUUAAUUCAUUCUGGAGGAAUGCAGAUUUCAUAUCAUUCAAUGCUUUCGCUGACUGGCCCUAUCAAGGGAAUGGCUCGACUUCCAGGAUUGAAUUUGACACCAACACAAAUAUUUUUUCUAGUUUCUGCUCAAGAACUUUGUUCUGAAUCCAACUACUUGGGAAUCGACACAAGCGCUUCAGAGUUUGACAACAUAUUAGGUUGGCUCAUUGCCCAAGGCGGUAGCGCGACUGAGGUUUUCAAAUGUCCAUCGGGAUCUAUGAUUAAUAUUCAAAAAACCUGCAAUGUUCUUUAAAUGCGAUUUGUGUAUUAAAUGCAAAAUAAACCGUACUCUACUGAAGUACCUUGUUAAGAUCUAGGAUCUUUAAUAAUUUGAA